Lotus japonicus is the source of this 576-nucleotide messenger RNA. RefSeq lists its product as uncharacterized. The transcript has a single exon. NCBI's taxonomy places the organism in Eukaryota, Viridiplantae, Streptophyta, Magnoliopsida, Fabales, Fabaceae. The coding region runs from base 1 to 576 and encodes 191 amino acids. The record is from RefSeq and is a predicted model, not a curated record.
AUGGUAGAGACACGUCAGACAUCACGCCGUCCUGCACCAACUCCUGAGGGCCAUGUGGAGACCAUCAACGAAACUACGGAUCGCAGAACCCCCCCUCCUCCUCCCCAACACCCUCCUCCCCCGACUCCUCAACCACAACCACCCCGCUCACCGGAACCCGCAGCCAUUACCCCGCAUGCGGCCCACGAGGCACUCUGCCGCUUGGAGGCUCGCAUCCGGGCAAUGGAAGAGGACAACGGGGUUGGGCGAGGGCAUGCCCGUAGUAUGCGGAUCCGAGACGCUAAGGAAGAGAUUCACAUGCUCCGCGCCCGCCUCCGACAACUGGAGGAGCAGGAAACUCGAUCGCGCCCCCCGCCGGCGUUUUCACAAGAAGAGGAGACGACCGGGGGCCCGACCCAACCCCCCUAUUACCAGGAAGCCCGUCGCAGGGCACCCGCGGCCGAACGAGUGGCUAGCCAUACACCACGGAGACGUUACUCUCCCCGCCCCGACCCGGGACCAGACGUACAACCGCCCCAGGUCCAGCAACGCGCUUGUCACUUACCCAGCGCCGAUCGGAGGCCCCCUAUCCCCUGA